Nasonia vitripennis (jewel wasp) is the source of this 4110-nucleotide messenger RNA. RefSeq names its product isoleucine--tRNA ligase, cytoplasmic (gene IleRS). The record is from RefSeq and is a predicted model, not a curated record. Lineage: Eukaryota; Metazoa; Arthropoda; Insecta; Hymenoptera; Pteromalidae. The transcript has 4 exons. Gene Ontology annotation, molecular function: tRNA binding; aminoacyl-tRNA deacylase activity; ATP binding. Gene Ontology annotation, biological process: isoleucyl-tRNA aminoacylation. The coding region runs from base 249 to 4055 and encodes 1268 amino acids.
GUGUGCAACAUAUUGGUAACUUGGGCGCCGUAACCUCAAUCUUUCAAGCGCGCCGCAACCGCACGGCUCUCAUGUGGUCCUCUGUCUGCUCGAAUCAGACAAAAAAAAAUAAACAUUCAAAGUUUUUCUGGCACUUACAACGUGUGGAAUUAGUUACAUCGUUAACUGACUCACACUUUGAUAGUCAACGUUGGUGAACCGGGGUGUAUUCGCAUGUUCUGUGAUUUUCUAUUAACAAUCUGAUUGCAAUGGGCGACAAAUUACCGGAGUCUAUUAGCUUUCCUCAGGAGGAAGAAGUUAUUUCUGAGCUAUGGAAAAAACUCGAUGUUUUCAAAAAUUGCCUCAAGCAAUCAAAGGGCAAACCACGUUACUCCUUCUAUGAUGGACCACCCUUUGCAACUGGUUUACCUCAUUAUGGUCAUAUUUUGGCUGGUACCAUCAAAGAUAUUGUGACAAGGUACGCGCAUCAGAGAGGCUUUCAUGUAGAAAGGAGAUUCGGUUGGGAUACCCAUGGAUUACCAGUAGAAUUUGAAAUUGAUAAAGCUUUAGACAUCAAAGGACCAGAUGAUGUAAUGAAAAUGGGUAUAGACAAUUACAAUAAGGAGUGUAGAAAGAUUGUUAUGAGGUAUGCCUCAGAAUGGGAAAAAAUCAUUGGAAGACUCGGUAGAUGGAUAGAUUUUCAGAAUGAUUACAAAACUUUGUAUCCAUGGUAUAUGGAAUCCAUAUGGUGGGUUUUCAAGCAAAUGUUCGACAAGGGCUUGGUUUAUAAAGGUGUCAAGGUGAUGCCUUUCUCAACUGGAUGCAACACACCUCUUUCAAAUUUUGAAUCAGGUCAAAACUAUAAAGAUGUGGUUGAAACAGCUGUUGUUGUAUCGUUCCCUCUCGUCGAUGAACCAAAUGUUAGCAUACUUGCUUGGACAACAACACCAUGGACCUUACCUAGCAAUCUUGCUUUAUGCUGUAAUGCAAACUUUGAAUACGUGGAAGUUUUGGAUCAUGAAUCUGGAAAACAUUAUAUUUUAUUGGAAUCUAGCAUAGGACUUAUUUAUAAAAGUGAAGAUUUAUAUACUGUUAAAGGAAAAAGGAAAGGUUCUGACUUGUUGGGCAAGUCCUAUGAACCCCUAUUUACAUAUUUUGCUUACAUGAAGGAAAAAGGUGCAUUUAGAGUACUGAAUGAUAAUUAUGUCACUGCGGAUUCUGGUACUGGUGUGGUUCACCAAGCCCCUUACUUUGGAGAGGAUGAUUACCGUUGCUGUUUGGCUGCAGGAAUCAUCGCUAGAGAUCAAGAAACUAUUUGUCCUGUAGAUAGUAGAGGCUGUUUCACAGAUCCAGUCAAAGAUUUCCAAGGACUUUACAUCAAAGAUGCUGACAAGGAAAUCAUAAAGAACCUGCAGUCUAGAAAAAGACUGGUUCACAGUGGAAGUCAUAAGCAUAGCUAUCCCUAUUGUUGGCGCUCUGACACACCCUUGAUUUACAAAGCUGUGCCUUCUUGGUUCAUCAGAGUCGAGUCAAUCAAGGACAAGCUCUUACAAUGUAACUCUGAAACGUACUGGGUGCCGGAUUACGUCAAGGAUAAACGAUUCGGCAAUUGGUUGAGGGAUGCGAGAGACUGGGCUAUCAGUAGGAAUCGUUACUGGGGCAAUCCGAUACCGCUGUGGGUUUCCGAGGAUGGCAAGGAAGUAGUUUGCGUUGGAAGCAUCGCCGAACUCGAAAAAUUGACUGGACAAAAGAUCACGGAUAUUCAUCGAGAGAGCAUCGAUCAUCUGAAAAUCCCGUCAGUUCGUCCCGGUCAGCCACCUCUGAGUCGAGUACCGGAAGUUUUCGACUGCUGGUUUGAGUCAGGUUCCAUGCCUUACGCUCAGAUGCACUAUCCAUUCGAGAGAGUCAAGGAAUUCGAGGAGAGCUUCCCUGCUGACUUUAUCGCAGAAGGUAUCGACCAGACGCGCGGAUGGUUCUACACUCUGCUCGUCAUCUCUACGGCUCUGUUCGGCAAGCCUGCCUUCAAGAACCUCAUUGCUAACGGGCUCAUCCUCGCGUCCGACGGCCAGAAGAUGUCCAAGCGUAAGAAGAAUUACCCAGAUCCUAUGGAAGUGGUCAACAAGUACGGUGCCGACGCCUUGAGGCUCUACCUCAUCAACUCGCCGGUUGUCAGGGCGGAGAACCUGCGAUUUAAGGAAGAUGGCGUGCGCGACAUCGUCAAGGACGUCCUUUUGCCCUGGUACAACGCCUUCCGUUUCCUCCUCCAGAACAUCGAGAGGUACGAACACGAGACCGGAAAGACUUUUGUUUACGAGGCCACCCACACGCUUUCGGGCAACCUCAUGGACCGCUGGAUUCUCUCCUUUACCGAAACGUUGCUCAACUUCCUGAAGACUGAAAUGCAGGCCUAUCGACUCUACACCGUGUUGCCACGACUCAUCAAAUACAUCGACAACCUCACCAACUGGUACGUGCGCAUGAAUCGCAGGCGGCUCAAGGCCGAAGGAACCGCGCAGCAAGAAGACUGCCGUGCUGCGCUGAACACCCUCUUCCGCGUGGUCUACACGAUGGUCCGCAUCAACGCCCCGUUCACGCCCUUCCUCGCCGAGUUCAUGUUCCAGCGGCUGGUCCGCUACCUUGAGCCGGGCUCUGCAGCCGCCGCCAAAGGGUCGAGUGUCCAUUACCAGAUGAUCCCGGAUGCCAGCAACGAGCUCAUCGACGAGCGCAUCGAGCGCGCUGUCGCCUGCCUGCAGGAAGUUAUCGAGCUUGGUCGCGUUGUUCGUGACCGUCGUACCAUCCCUGUGAAGUAUCCGCUGCCCGAAAUCGUGGUCAUUCACCAAGAUGCUGCUCUUCUCGAGCAGCUGCUGGAACUCGAGUCGUACCUCAAAGAGGAGCUCAAUGUUAGGAAGCUUACCGUCACGAAUGACAAGCGCAAGUACGGAGUGAGUUUGAGGGCCGAGCCCGAUCACAAGACUCUUGGAGCCAGACUCAAGAACGACUUCAAGUCUGUGAGCGCAGCCAUCCGGGAGCUCAGUGAUGCGCAGCUGCAAAGCUUCCUCGCCUCCAAAGAGAUCGAGGUGUUGGGACAUAAGCUCGAGGAGCACGAGCUCCGCAUCAUGUUCAGCUUCAGCGGACCAGCGGCAAGCGAACUCUCAGCACGCUAUGAGGCUCAUAGCACGGGUAACCUCCUGGUGCUGCUCGACUGCACACCCGAUGAGAGCAUGCAGCAGGAAGGCUUGGCGCGCGAGUUCAUCAACCGUGUGCAGAAACUCCGAAAGAAGGCGAAGCUUGUACCGCUCGAUGAGGCAAGUCUGUACUACGAGAUUAAGCCCGAGAGUUGUCCCUUCGCUGAUGUUGUGAAGAGCCACCAGGAAUUCAUUGAAACGACCACCAGGACGCCGCAGAAGAGCAUGAAGGAGAUGCCAAAAUCCGCUAAACCCGUCAUCGAAGAGACCAUGAACGUCAAGGGCGUCGAGCUGAGGCUGGUUCUGCUUACCACCGGCAAUCGGUCUCAACAACAACAACAACAACAGCAGCCAAAACAGCAACAGCAGCCAAAGCAGCAACAACAAUUUCAAAGCAGCGGAGUCCCGCCUUUCGCCAAAUACGUCAACGUUCAGUUAGUCGGCAUGCAGCCUAGAUUUGGAGCCAAAGGAGAGUUUGCAACUGUUCUAUUAGAUCAGACUCUGAAUCACGCGACUCUGAAGACUGAGAUUACCAAGAUAUUUGGUCUCUACGGGUGUCACUAUGACCUGUUCGUCAAAGGCAAAUUGAUCGACGACAAAACUAACAUCCAGUCACUCAAUGGCUCUCUGGUUCGCGCCAUCACCAAGAAUGCUCAAGAACGUUUGUCCGCGAACGAGGCAGAGCCGGUACUUAACGGACCAGUUUGCCCCUUCGUGAACGUACAAAAGGGCGAGAAAAAAACCAGUGUUUUGUUGGAGAACCCAAGAGGUGACUUCACUUUGAACCAUCAGAACCUGAGGCAAAGACUACGACAGCUUUUCCCUGGCAGCAAUUUCUUACUACCGCCUGCACCCGUCCAACUGUUGAAUGGCUUAACAAUCACGUGUUGAAAAAUAUUGAUAAAUAAAUAAAUAAAUAAAAGAUGAAAUGAUUAUAAUAAAAAAA